Menidia menidia (Atlantic silverside) is the source of this 2236-nucleotide messenger RNA. NCBI's taxonomy places the organism in Eukaryota, Metazoa, Chordata, Actinopteri, Atheriniformes, Atherinopsidae. The record is from the annotation of a GenBank genome assembly.
CCAAAUUGGAUUUGUUGUGGGGCCUGGAAAUAGCUCCGCUGGUCUCCGCCGGGGGAGAAAAAAACUGGAUCUGUGAGUCCAUCCCGGCGAUGCUGCCCGACGGAUCUCCCUCCCGGCGGCGGUCCUGAGGGGGCCAUGGGGCAGGCGCAGAGCGGCGCGGACGCGGAGGUAACCCUCCAGAACAUCCAGGAUCUCUACCGAAAGUACGCGGCCGAGUGCCCGAGCGGAAACCUGCACCUGCACGAGUUCAAGAGGAUCUUCGGAGUGAGCAGCAGCUCGUCGGAGGAGGAGCUGGCCUACCUGGGGAUAGUUUUCCACUCCUUUGACACCAACAAGGAUGGUAAAAUAGACUUCAUGGAAUUUGUGGCGGCCGUGAACUUGAUUCUUCGUGGCAAACUCGAGGACAAAUUGAAAUGGUCUUUUAAGGUUUAUGACCGAGAUGGAAACGGCUCUCUGACCAGGCAGGAAGUUCGACACAUCAUCAAAAUUAUCAACAAGAUAAAGAAGCACGAGGACCCGGACCUCACAGGAGAUGUCGACAACAUCUGUGAGAGGAUUUUCGAGCUGGUCGACAAGAAUCACGAUGAUCAGAUUUCUUUAGAGGAAUUCCUUGAGGGCGCGGAAAAGGACCCGUGGGUGAUGGAACAGCUCAAGCUUGACAUCGAGCCGGCCGACUGGUUCAUAAACCAGAUGAAGAAGAACCCCUGAGUGAUGUCUGACCUCCCGGACUCCAGACCUCCCCCCCCCCCAUCGUCCUCCGCCUUAACACAGAUACUGGCCCAUUCCUGAGACUGAAGGAUGCCCCCAAAUGACAAGGCUGAACAUCGGCUUCUGCUUUGGGCCCCGAGACCUCCUCCCACCUAUCAAAAGCGUAACACCGGAACCCAAAUGCACGACUCCAGGCAAGGAUAUCCAAAAAUCACAUUGGUUUGAUCGGAAAAUGGUCUGUACUUGGGAAGCCAUGAAUAAUCAGGCAGAGUGGUCAAAAGAUUUCAGGCAAAGGUCAGGAUCACAAGGCAAGACAAGACGAGAACAAAGCUUGAACGACUGACAAAAAGACGAGUACGAACUCGCAACGAACAAGAGACAGACUGGAGAAUAUCUACACAAGACAUGGAAGGAAACAAUGAGACUCAGGUGGAGGUGAUUAGGGAGGAGUCAGGAAAUCAGAAGGAAGGACUACAAAAAAAACAAGAAACGGAACAAUGACAUGAAAACCCAUGACACCACCAGCCGACCCCUCAAAUAGGCUUUCAACCAGCUGUUGGACUCCGGUACGUUAUCCACUUCCCAGAAGAAACCCGGGAGAAGGCUUCGAAAGGUGGCUGCCCUUUACAGUGGUGACAUUUUUAAGAAAGAAUCAGAGAAUUUGGCUUUGAUAACAACAUUUAGAGCGAUUUCUGCUUUCCUCUUAAAAGUGUUUUCCAGUUAAUCUGAGUUGUGUGUAAUACCUUUGCUCUUUAUGUGCCCAUUUAUGUGCUCUGGUGAGACAGUGGAGGGAGUUUGUUUGGCACAGGGUGAACACUCUGUCCAAAACGAUGUGUCUAAAGGGCUAAAAAGGGCCGUCUGGUCAGAGCAGCCCCCCCUACUCUAGUCUUGUCCAGUGGAGAGGUAUCAGAAAGAAUCACGGGCCAGGUUUCAUGGGGGCUUUGUGGCUGAUAGGGCGAAAAUCAGCCAAACCAGGGAUCAGUGGAGGGCAGCCAUCGCUUUUCCUUCUGUUUCUGAACCAUUUCUGCCUUUUUUUUUUUUUUUUUUUUUAACUGUUUUUUACAGCAAAGCAACAAAGGUUCAAGAAAGGUUUUAGGUCACUUAAAUUCUAAGUUCCCCCAAAAGUUUCCAGAUCUCAGUCCAGUUGAGGAGAAAGAUCUUUUGGAUUAAGCCGAAUCUAGCACAAUUAAAUGCUUUAAACCAAUUUUUUUAAUGGUAACAUGGAAAAAAAGAGGGCUGAUUCUCUGAUUCUUAUCGUCAUGAAAAGAUACAGAUCAGUUUAACCCAUAGGAGUUACCAGAAACCAGCCUUCACUAGUCUGGAUUUAGUCACUUUUACCUCAGCACGUGUAGCUAAAGGAUGGGACAACACUCAGAAAGCUUUCUGAAUAGAUAGAACAGUGAACUCCACCGGCCUGAUUUCAAACAUUUCAGAAGCCAAAUCUCAAACACUGGCAGCUUGCCUUUUUUUUUUCUUCUUGUGGUUGUGUGUUUUAACUCAGAAAUAUGUUUAUGCAUUUAGCAGACGC